GAGGUGCUCGACUUCUGCCUGAAGGUGUCCGCGUACCAGCAGGACUUCUUCACCAAGAUCCCGAACAGGCUCGACGCGGGGCUCACAUUCUUGGCGGCCGGCGCUAUCAUCUUCGAGAUCGCGGCCUCUGGCUCGCACGACUCGGCAGCGGAGAUCUUCCUGGGCACGCCCGUCACCCAGUGGAUCCGGGGCGCCGCCGUGAUGCAGGUGCUGCGGGUGCACAAGCUGACCCACGCGGUCCACGCGUGGGCCGGCCUCAAGAGGAUGACCACGUCGUCUUCCUUGGAGUUGGCCGGCCGUAUCCAGGCCAUCACGCAGCUGACGGCACUGGCGAACGCGCACGUGGAGAGCCAGGAUGAGGUGCUGAAGUACUUUGGGAACGGCGGCGCCGUGACCACGGCCCCGCUGGCCAGGUCGCCGCGCGGCUCGCCCCUCCCAGACCGUCGUCGUCGUCGUCCUCCUCCUACUCCUCCUCCUCGCUUGGGCACGCUCGACCUGCUCCUCCUCCUCCGUCC
Molecule: messenger RNA, 515 nt
Organism: Prorocentrum cordatum
Lineage: Eukaryota; Dinophyceae; Prorocentrales; Prorocentraceae
Source: the annotation of a GenBank genome assembly